Chrysemys picta bellii (western painted turtle) is the source of this 952-nucleotide messenger RNA. RefSeq names its product E3 ubiquitin-protein ligase TRIM39-like. Lineage: Eukaryota; Metazoa; Chordata; Testudines; Emydidae. Gene Ontology annotation, molecular function: ubiquitin protein ligase activity; protein binding. Gene Ontology annotation, cellular component: cytoplasm. The record is from RefSeq and is a predicted model, not a curated record. Gene Ontology annotation, biological process: protein ubiquitination.
UGGAUGUGACUCUGGAUCCAGACACGGCUCAUCCCAGACUCAUCCUGUCUGAGGAUCGGAAACGUGUGAGAUAUGGAGACAAAUGCCAGGAUCUGCCCGACAACCCUGAGAGAUUUGAUUCUCGUCCCUGUGUCCUGGGCGCUGAGGUGUUCAGCAGCGGGAGGCAUUACUGGGAGGUGGAGGUCAGAGGCAAGACAGGCUGGGACCUGGGGGUUUGCAGGGAAUCUCUGAGCAGGAAGGGGAAUGCCAUGCCCACACCUAGGAAUGGAUACUGGGUCGUGUGGCUGUGGGAUGGGGAAUACAAGGCCAUCACCUCCCCACCGACCUCCCUCCCUGUGAGUGUGAGGCCCACCCGGGUGGGGAUUUUCCUGGACUGUGAGACAGGCGAGGUCUCGUUUUACAAUGUGACUGACAGGUCCCAUCUCUACACUUUCACUGUCACCUUCCGCAGGAAGCUCCGCCCUUAUUUCUGUCCUGGUGUCAACACUGGUACAAACGCGGCUCCCCUGAUAAUCUGCCAGGUCCCAGUUGAGGCCGGAGGGAAUCUCUGUCCCUGACAGUGACCCCGCGGCACAGACUGUCCCCUCCCAGCCCUGCUAAUCUUCCCGCCCCCAGUGGUGGGCCCCAGUUACUGCAGUAACUGGAUGUUUUGUGCUGACCGGACACUGCCAGUUUCCCUUUUCAACUGGAGGUUCCAAUCAAAAACUGGACACCUGGCAACCCCCAGCCCUCACCUUUCCCCAUCCUCUGCCCCAGAGGCAGCAGAUGGUGGUGGAUGGGGUCAUUCAAUCCUGUCAGAAUUUUCUACCCCUGUGAAAUCUCAAUGUAAAAUAUGAAAGAAAAAAAAUUAUUCUAAUUUAGAAAAUAUUAUUGUAACAAGGUGUAAAUACAAGAAUAUUUUAAUUUACAUUUCAACAGUAUUUCAAAAUCAAGCAUCUAAACAUAUUUUUAG